Molecule: messenger RNA, 848 nt
Organism: Bombina bombina (fire-bellied toad)
Lineage: Eukaryota; Metazoa; Chordata; Amphibia; Anura; Bombinatoridae
Gene: TIMM29
Product: translocase of inner mitochondrial membrane 29
Exons: 2
Coding region: 22-765 (247 amino acids)
Biological process (GO): protein insertion into mitochondrial inner membrane
Cellular component (GO): TIM22 mitochondrial import inner membrane insertion complex
Source: RefSeq, a predicted model, not a curated record
UGAGUUACUGGCGGAAAAGAAAUGGCGGCGCGGUAUGUUGGGGUCAUGUGUAGGAGAUUGUGCUCCGGUACCGUGGUUCCUACACCGGCUGCGGAGGUAGUAAAAAAACCGGGGUUCAGGGAGCGGCUGAGAACCGGAAAGAUGGCAACUUGGGUUAAAAGUCUCCUUCAUGACUAUUCUGAGGCUUGCAAGGACAUUGUUGUGGGAGCUAAAGAACGUCCCGGUAAAGCUGCUUUCUACAUUACUCUCCUUGCGGGUGCUGGCGUUUGCUCUUCUAAGGCACCUUCUGAGGACUCCUUCCAAUGUGCCGUCCUUGAUGCCUCUGCCUCGCUGCUUUUGCUUUCUGCAUGGACACGGAGUGGAAAAUCUGACCAGCACGUGCAGCGUUUAACCAACCUUUGGAACCAAGGACGUCUGCGUUACCUCAAUCUUAUUUUCUUCUCUCUUAUCUACGAAACUCCUUAUGAUUCAGAAUGUGACCUCUACCCAGCUAGUUGUCCUCAUUUGCAGCCUCGUUGGAAAGAUUUUCCCAGUAGAGUAUUAGAUAUUGGCUUUUUCAGUCAUUGGUGGUUCCUCCACUUUAAGAUGAAAGACUAUGAUGUGAAUGAAGAAGAAUUUGCUCGUCUCCCUGUUCACAUGAGAACAAUCAACUGGAAUGAUCUUCAUUCUGAAGAGAAUGAGAGACUUUUCCAAAGCAAAUAUCUGCCAGUUGUAAUGCCAGAAGUACCUGACGUAGUACCUGACCAGCAGAUUAAAGAAAUAUAACUUUAAAUACACCUUUUGUAUGUUAUUGAAUCAAAUGUAUGUGCAAAUUUAAUAUGAAUAUAAAAAUAUUGUUUCCGUCUGUU